This is a messenger RNA of Bombina bombina (fire-bellied toad), 1788 nucleotides long. It is a transcript of the gene CREB5, whose product is annotated as cAMP responsive element binding protein 5. The coding region runs from base 192 to 1697 and encodes 501 amino acids. Gene Ontology annotation, biological process: regulation of transcription by RNA polymerase II. Lineage: Eukaryota; Metazoa; Chordata; Amphibia; Anura; Bombinatoridae. The transcript is spliced from 11 exons. Gene Ontology annotation, molecular function: DNA-binding transcription factor activity, RNA polymerase II-specific; cAMP response element binding. The record is from RefSeq and is a predicted model, not a curated record.
GCUCCAAGUGUUUGCCCUGUGUAUGCUGCAGCCAAAUAAAGUUAGGAUUGUUACCUGUUAUAGUACAGCCUGAAGUUGAGACCUGAGGAAUUAAACAUCUGAUGACAUUUUUCUUAAACAAGAUACAAUAACUUUUACAGUGAGUUUGCUGAUCCUUUUCUUUACUUUUUUAGAUUUAUGAGGAACAAGAGAUGAAUUUGGAGCAGGAUAGGUCCUAUGUGUGUAAUGCACCAGGCUGCUCCCAGCGAUUUCCUACUGAAGAUCACCUGAUCAUUCACAGACACAAACAUGAGAUGACCUUGAAGUUUCCUUCAAUAAAAAAUGAUAAUAUGUUAUCAGAUCAGACACCAACACCAACUCGUUUUCUGAAAAACUGUGAGGAAGUGGGUCUCUUCAAUGAAAUUGACUGUUCCUUGGACCAUGAGUAUCGAAGUGCACAGGAAGAAGAAAACAACAAAAGAAAUAUUACUAUACACAAUGCAGUUGGAGGUAUGAGUGGGCCCGGGACACACCAGCUCUCUAAUAGCAGAAUGCCAAACCAUGAUACCAGCGUUGUAAUCCAGCAAGCAAUGCCCUCUCCGCAGUCCAGCUCAGUCAUCACACAAGCACCUUCCACAAACCGACAGAUUGGGCCUGUUCCAGGCUCUCUCUCUUCAUUGCUGCAUCUACAUAACAGACAAAGACAGCCCAUGCCUGCUUCUAUGCCUGGUACCCUCCCCAACCCUACCAUGCCUGGAUCAUCUGCAGUAUUGAUGCCUAUGGAAAGACAAAUGUCAAUGAACUCCAAUAUCAUGGGGAUGCAGGGCCCAAACCUUAACAACCAAUGUGCGUCUCCUCAAGUCCCUGCAAUGCACUCAGAAGCCAAAAUGAGACUAAAGGCAGCUUUAUCACAUCAUCCAGGAGCCAUAUCAAACGGAAAUAUGAAUUCAAUGGGACACAUGAUGGAUAUGAUGAACUCCAGACAGGACCAGACGCCACAUCAUCAUAUGCAUUCACACCCACAUCAGCACCAAAACCUGCCACAGCACCAUACGUACUCUCAUCAGCAGCACCAGCAUCCGGCACACCAUCCUCAUUCUCAGCCUCACCACCAACAAGGUCACCCUCAUCAUCACUCCCACUCACACCUUCACCCACAUCCGUCACACCACCAGACGUCUCCACAUCCUCCUCUGCACACUGGAGGACAAGCACAGCUUUCACCAGCAGCACAGCAAAUGCAGCCCACUCAGACAAUACAGCCUCCUCAGCCCUCGGGAGGACGUCGAAGGCGGGUGGUAGAUGAGGACCCAGACGAGAGGAGGCGAAAAUUUCUGGAAAGGAACCGAGCAGCUGCCACACGGUGCAGACAGAAAAGGAAGGUCUGGGUGAUGUCACUGGAAAAGAAAGCAGAGGAACUCACCCAGACAAACAUGCAGCUUCAGAAUGAGGUUUCGAUGUUGAAAAAUGAGGUAGCACAGCUGAAACAGCUCUUAUUAACACAUAAAGACUGUCCGAUUACUGCCAUGCAAAAAGAGUCACAAGGUUAUUUAAGUCCAGAAAGCAGCCCUCCAGAGAGUCCCUCUCCAGCCUGUUCACAGCAGCAAGUAAUUCAGCAUAACACCAUUACAACUUCCUCCUCUGUUAACGAUGUGGUUGGAAGCUCUUCCCUCAACUCAAUUGCCAAUCACAGAACAGAUAUUAAUCCAAUUCUUUGAAAUGCUGUGGGAGGUCAAGAACUACCUUUGGAAUUUUGGAGUUAUAUCAGAUCUUCCGCUUUUACAAACUUUUGUUCUCAACUUUGUUUGA